UGUAUAAAUCAUCUCUUAUUUCAUAAUCUUACCACUUCAGCCGAUUUCGUACGCAGCGCCGCUCACUCCGCCACCAGGUACAGGUUAGAGGCUUCGGAAGUCGGAUCUGGGAGAAAAAUGUCGGGUGAGGAUGCUGUUGUUGCUGAUGCUCCAGCUCCAGUUCCAGCUCCAGCUCUUGGGGAGCCCAUGGAUAUCAUGACUGCUUUGCAGCUGGUUCUGAGGAAGUCCAGGGCCCACAGUGGCCUUUCUCGGGGGCUCCAUGAAGCUGCCAAGGUCAUUGAGAAGCAUGCUGCUCAGCUUUGUGUCUUGGCAGAGGACUGUGACCAGGCAGAUUAUGUCAAAUUGGUGAAAGCACUCUGUGCUGAUCACAAUGUUAGCUUGAUAACUGUGCCUAGUGCUAAAACUCUUGGCGAGUGGGCCGGGCUAUGCAAGAUUGACUCUGAAGGAAAAGCAAGGAAGGUGGUGGGCUGUGCAUGCGUUGUUGUGAAGGAUUACGGGGAAGAAAGCGAGGGUCUGCAUAUCGUCCAGGAAUAUGUGAAAUCUCAUUAAAACAGUUAUCAGGAUUUGUUUAACCCUUGGGCAUGAAGAGCAUUCCUGAUUGUGAUUCUAGUGCCCCUAGUCUCAUUUUUCAUCACUUUGUGCAUCAUAGUCUAGAGAGAUUGAACCAUGGCUUUACAUGUAUUGAGAGAUUGAACCAUCACUUUGUUUAUCUGUUGAUGUUGGUGUAAGUUUUAUCCCUUUGGUGCUUCAUACUCUAGUGAGAUUUGUACCAUGGCUUUACAUGUACUGAUUUUUAUGGAAGUUAUCUAGAAUCUUUUUCCUA
Messenger RNA from Salvia hispanica, 823 nucleotides. Its product is annotated as small ribosomal subunit protein eS12-like. Gene Ontology annotation, cellular component: ribosome. Gene Ontology annotation, molecular function: structural constituent of ribosome. The record is from RefSeq and is a predicted model, not a curated record. Gene Ontology annotation, biological process: translation. NCBI's taxonomy places the organism in Eukaryota, Viridiplantae, Streptophyta, Magnoliopsida, Lamiales, Lamiaceae.